Molecule: messenger RNA, 494 nt
Organism: Lolium perenne
Lineage: Eukaryota; Viridiplantae; Streptophyta; Magnoliopsida; Poales; Poaceae
Source: RefSeq, a predicted model, not a curated record
CAGAGGGGGAGAAGAGAACACAGAUCAGGAACCGGGAAGAGAAAGAUUCACAAAAACCGAUGGAUGGUAAUGAGGAACCCUACCUCAAAAUGAAGGCCAAUGAAGCUAGGCAAGAUUUGGCACCUCCAUCCGUCUCACCACAGGAUUCAGGGAUGUACUCACAACAUAUUGAUGUCCAGGAUGAAUUCUUCAGUCAGGAAGGAUUCACAUACACGGGAUUCCUUCUUGGUGCUAUGACGGGGUCUGCAAAUAAUCAAGAACCUUAUGCUCAGGAUUCAAAGAGCAGAGACACAAAAUCAGAACUGACUCAGGAAAACGACGCAAACACAUCAUCUACAUUGCUUCUCCAACAAGAUGAUGAUCCAUGGAAUCUAACCAUGUUCGACAACUUGGAGCUAGACCAGGUGAUUACAUUUAAGGGAUUUCUAUUUUCGUGCCCUCGGUUCCUUAGUUAUGCUCAGUUUUCCCCAGCUCCUUAGUUUUUCCUCAGUUUU